Eimeria necatrix is the source of this 11777-nucleotide messenger RNA. RefSeq lists its product as hypothetical. The transcript is spliced from 9 exons. The record is from RefSeq and is a predicted model, not a curated record. The annotation marks the transcript as partial. Lineage: Eukaryota; Apicomplexa; Conoidasida; Eucoccidiorida; Eimeriidae.
GCACCUGCACCUUCCCCGGAACUGCCCGCGCGGGAGAGUCUUGUUUUUCUUCUUCUUUUCUUUGCCGCAAAGGCCUUCUCUGCAGCUCCAGUUCCCGCCGCUGCUUCGCCCCCCCCAAGGGCCUCGGGGACCCCUGCGACCCCACAGACAGCAGCAGCAGCAGCAGCUGCGGGCUCUUGACCUGUGCCCUCGUGGAGGCCCCACACCCCGCGGGGCCCCAGCAGCAGCAGCAGCAGCAGCAGCAGCAGCAGCAGCAGCAGCAGCAGCAGCAGGGUUACCCGCAGCAGCGGGGGCUCCAGCAGCCUCCAGACGCUGGCCCGGCGGCCGCCGCGGGGCGCCCCCGUGCGCUCCAGGGGGCCCCCCUGGGGGCCCCCCUGGGGGGCCCCCUGGGGGCCCCCCUGGGGGGACCCCUGGGGGGCCCCCUGGGGGGCCCCCUGGGGGCCCCGGGGCCCCAGUAUGUCUGCACUCUGCCAGAGGGCCUCGAGGGAGACCCCUGCGGGGGCCCCUACCGCUGCCGCGAGGGCUGCGGGUCUUGUGUGAGGGGCCACUGCCAGUCUUACUUGGCUGUGGUGCCCAGCAGCACUGACUCUGCUGCUGCUGCUGCUGCUGCUGCUGCUGCUGCUGCUGCUGCGGCGGCGGCGGCGGCGACGGCAACUGCCAGCAACAACGCAGCUGCUGCUGCUCCCAGACAACUCCAGCCGCUGCAGCACAAAGCGCAUCCGGAGCAGCAAGAGCAGCAGCUGCAGCAGCAGCAGCAGCAGCUGCAGCAGCAGCAGCAGCUGCUGCUGCUGCCUGAGCAGCAAGUGCCCAGCAUGGACGUUACGCAGUGGAAAGAGACAGCGCUGCAGCUGCUGAAGGAGCUGCGAGCAGCAGAGGCCUCAGCAGCAGCAGCAGAAGCCGCCGAGGACAGUGCCCCCGCGGGGGGCCCCCUGGGGGGCCCCCUGAGCAGCGAGGCCGUGCGGGAACUGCGGCUGGGGGCCCUGGGCCCCGAAGAGGCCCUUGCUGCUUCGCUGGCGGGGGCCCCCAUUGCCUCUUUGGGCCUGGGGAAGGGGGGGGCCCGGGGGGCCCCCCUGUGGCCCGCGCAUGCACUGAGUUACUGCUUCCCCCCCCCCGAAAGGGCCCCCCUGGGGGCCCCCUGGGCCUCUUCCUUCUGCAUCCCCCGGUACCCUUCUCCGCGGGUCUCUGGGGGGCCCCCCCGGCGGCGCCGCUGCGGCGUCCGCUGCAGACAGGCCUGGAGGAGGGCCCCGGACGCCUACAGCAGCAGCAGCAGCAGCAGCAGCAGCAGCAGCAGCAGCAGCGGGUGGGGGAUGGACGGGCUGGAGUUCCUCUUGCCGCCAGUGGCAGACGAUUUCAGGGACGACCUCUUCGACCAGCAGCAGCAGCAGCAGCAGCAGCAGCAGCUGCAGCAACAUGAGCAGCAGCAGCAGCAGCAGCAGCACGGCAAGGCCUCCACAACGACAGCCAGUGCAGACACAGCGGCGCAUGGGGCAGCUGCGCCCCCCAGCAGCAAAGGCGCAGCAGCAGGAGCUCUUGAGGGGCAGCUGCAGCAGCAGCAGCUGCUGCUGCAGCAGCCUGGGGUCCAGGGGCCGCCUUUUGGGGCCCCCAGCCAAAACCCAAUGCAGUCCCCUUCCCUAAACCAGCCACUCAUGCAGCAGCAGCAGCAGCAGCAGCAGCAGCAGCAGCAGGGACCCAUGCUGCAGCAGCCUCAUGUGCUGCUCCAGCAAACAGGGCCGCAACAAACACCGCAGCAGCAGCAGCACGAGCACCACCACAAGCUGCUGCAGCGCACUCCGGAGCAGCAGCAGGUGCUGCCACAGGGGCCGCCGCCGCCGCCGUCGCCGCCGCCGCCGCAGCAGCAGCAGCAGCAGCAGCAGCAGCAGCAGCAGCAUCUGCCAGUGCAGUUACAUCCUGCACAGCAGCAGCCACUGCCUCCGCAGGCGAGACCGCAGCAAGCGCCGCAGCAGCCGCAUGAAGCGCAGAUGUUGCUGCAGCAGCAAGAAGGACCUGCAGCACAGCAAAUGGACGAAAUGCAGCAGCAGCAGCAGCAGCAGCUGCUGCAGCAGCAGCAACAGCAACACGAUGGGGCUGUCCUUGUCCACGGGGUGGCUGAACAGCAAAAGGCGCUUCCAAGAGGACAAGGAAAAACGCAAGAGGUGCCGCACUUGCCCCCGCAGCUGCAGCUGCAGCAGCAGCAGCAGCAGCAGCAGCAGCAGCAGCAGUUUGAGGCCAACUUCAGCGAAGAAGCCUUGGUGGAAGAAAUGGCCCCAAAGAGGGCCCCUGAGGCCAGCACAGCAGCAGCAGCAGCGGCUGAAGAAGCUGAGCCUGAAAUGGACAACCAGCAGCAGCAGCAGCAGCAGCAGCAGCAGGUGCAGCAGCAGCAGCAGCACGUUGUGGGGGAGCCGUUGCUGCCGGAAGAGGCAGCAGGUGUGGGGUUUAAUGCUUUUGAAGAAGCCUUUGAAGCAGCAGCAGCUGCCUAUACACCUCAGCACCCAGAAGAUGCAGCAACAUGGGAAGGGGCCCCUCUUGGGGGCCCCCCUGAGGCCAUUCAGGCGCUGGGGGGGGGCCCCCCUGAGAGGACCCUGGGGGGCCCCCCUGGGGGCCCCCCCGGGGGCCCCCCCGGGGGCCCCUUUGGGGGCCCCCAGGGGGGCCCCCUUGAGCCUCUGCCCCCAGAAGCUGAGGCCCUGGGGCCCCAACUAAAAGGGUUUGGUUUGGGGGCCCCUGGGGAGGAGCUGAGUUCAGGUGUACAGGCAGCUGGUUCGGGUGUACAGGCAGCUGCGUGGGGUGUACAGACACCUGGCGAAGCUGCGGAAGCAGCAGCAGCAGCAGCAGCAGCAGCAGCAGCAGCUUGGGGGCCCCCCGAGUGGGAUUUAAAUGAAAACAAAAGGGGUCCAGCAGCAGCGCAGAGCUGGGAAGGGGGGCCCCCUCCCUCGGAAGGGGCCCCCUGGGUCCUUGAAAACCCCCCGAACCCGGCGGGGGGGCCCCUCGGGGGGCCCCCAGAGGACCUGUGGGGCCCCCUUGCUGCAGGCAGCAGCUUUGCUGCUGCUGCUGCUGCUGCUGGGGCCUCUACAGAAAUGGAAAGUGAAGGGAGAAGCACUUUCGAGGAAACAGAAGACUCAGAUGAAGAAGACGACUGGCGGGGGGGGUUCUUGCCCUCGCCCCCCAGCAGCAGCAGCAGCAGCAGCAGCAGCAGCAGCAGCAGCAACGACGGCAGCAGCGGCGUUGACAAGAGAGGUUCGGGGCAGAGCAGCAGCGCAGCAGCAGCAGACGAAAAGGAGAAGCAGCGCAGCUCCGCUGGGCAAAACGAAGUGCUGCCUGAAGAAGGGGCCUCAGUUCUGCAGAGCCGCAGCAGCAGCAGCAGCAGCAGCAGCAGCAGCAGCCAGAAGCAGUUGCAGCCAAGACGGCCUGGUGAGGGGCCCCCUGGGGGCCCCACAUGGGGGCCCCCAGCCGUGCCCUCAAGCGGGUCCCUCCCCGAGGGGCCCCCAGAGGGGCCCCCAGGGGCGCUCCCAGGGGGGCCCCCAGAGGGGCUCCCAGGGGGGCCCCCAGAGGGGCCCCCCGAGGGGCCCCCAGGGGCGCUCCCAGGGGGGCCCCCAGAGGGGCCCCCAGGGGGGCCCCCCGAGGGGCCCCCCGAGGGGCCCCCCGAGGGGCCCCCUGGGGGCAUGCUGCCAGGGCCUUGGGUUAAGGACUCUGAGAGGAGUUAUGGGGGGGAGAGUGAAGCAGCAGAAGCAGCAGAGGGCGGGUCAGCAGCAGCAGCGUGGGCGUCGCCUGCUGCAGCAGCAGCGGAGGCCCCCGCACCCGCUGCAGCAGCAGCAGCAGCAGCAGCAGCAGCAGCAGCAGCAGCAGCAAACGAAGCAGACGCAGCAGCUGACAGAGGCUUCGGAAUGCUGCCUUCUGCCUUCCCCUCGGAGGAGACAGACGCAGAUGAUGAGUGGGAAGACUCUGAUGAUGAUUCCGAGACUCCAGUGCUUCGCCGUUCAGCAGCAGCAGCAGCAGCAGCAGCAGCAGCAGCAGCAGCAGCGGGGGAAGAAGGGCCUGCAGCAGCAGCAGGGGCGGGGUUACUGGCAGGCGGCAGAGAGGAGGAAGCAGCAGCUGCCUUUUUGUCUCCUCAGCCGCAGCGGCAGCAGCAAAAGGGCACUGCAGCAAACCAGCUGCCUGCUGCUGUGGGGCCAGGGGACUGGGCCGCCCCCACAAUGCAGCAGCAGCAGCAGCAGCAAACAGAGGCAGAGGGCGAUGACCCAGCAGCAGCAGCAGCAGCAGCAGCAGAAACUGCUGCUGCGCUUGCUGCUGGAGGGCCUGGUGAGCGCGAGGAGCAGCAGCUGGCUGGCAGCAGCAAAGCAGGAGAAGCAGCAGCAGAGGCAGAGGGACCAGGCAGCGCUGCUGCUGCCGACCGCUACGCUGCUGCUGCUGCUGCUGCUGCUGCUGCUGCAUCUACGCCUGCGGAGGCCCCCAGGCAGAAUCAAGAAACAGAAGAUUUUGCUGCAGCAGCAGCGGCAGACACAGAAGCUGCAGCAGCAGCAACUGCAGCAACUGCAGCAACUGCAGCAGCGCCACAACAGACACCGGCGCCUCCGUUUUCAUCUGAUUCAGCUGAAUUAGCUACAGCUGGAGGCGAAGAAAGGCUAACAGCAGAAGCAGCAGCAGCAGCAGCGGAAGCAGCAGCAGCAGAAGCAGCAGCAGCAGAAGCAGCAGCAGAAGGAAGGGAGCCGCGAGCCUCUUUAGGGAGCCAGUCCGAGGCAGCAGCAGCAGCUGAAGAAGACACUGCAGCUGCUGAUGCUGCACACGGAGAGAUAAGAGGGUCCCCACAAGACCUAGCAGCAGACGAAGCAGCAGCAGCAGCAGCAGCAGCAGCAGCAGAAAGAGCAGCAGCAGCAGCAGCAGCGGCAGAAGCAGUGGAGGGCAACGCUGCACGGGCCCGAUUCGAUUCGCCGCGGUCUCGGCCGGGGCAGCAGCAGCAGACGCCUUCAGCUGCUGCUGCGCGUCCUGCAGCAGCUGUGGAGGCCUCAGCAGCAGCAGCAGCAGCAGCAGCACUGGAAGGUGCAGCAGCGCCGCCACCGGCAGAGGCAGCAACAGCAGCACCAGCGUCGCCGUCAGCGGCAGCAGCAGCUGCUGCUGCUACUGCUGCUAGAGCACAAAGGACUGGUGCUGCUGACCCAGGUCGAAGGCCUGCAGCAGCAGCAGCAGCAGCAGCAGCAGCAGCAGCAGGGCCCCAGGGGCCCAGCAGCAGAAGCAGCAGCAACCUGCAGCCAGUGCGGCGGCGGGGCCGAACGCCUUUGAGGGGAGAGGCCCCCGGGACUUUGGGAGCUGCUGGAGGCUCUGGAAAUCAAGCAGCAGCAGCAGCAGCAGCAGCAGCAGCAGCAGCAGCAGCAGACGAAGAACUAGAAGUGCUGGAAGAAGGAGAGUGGGUGCCCUGGGAUGAGUCCUGGGGGGACGACGUCGAGUGGAUAGAUGAAGAUGAAACAACCGGCAGCAGCAGCAGCAGCAGCAGCAGCAGCAGCAGCAGCAGCAGCUCUAGAGAUGGCGUGAGUGGGGGCGCUGCGCCAGGGAGCACCGGCUCUGCCAGUGCAGCAGCAGCAGCAGCAGCAGCUGCUGCUGCUGCAGGGGGCUCCGCAGCGCAGCAACCAGGAGCUCUGAGCAGCGGUGGCUCGAAUAGCCCCAACUGGGGGCAGCAGCAGCAGCAGCUGCAGCAGCAGCAGCAGCAGUUUCAGCAGCUACAGCAAAUGCAACCGCAGUUCCAGCAGCAGCACGCACAGCACCAGCAGCAGGCCCUGGGGGAGCAGCAGCAGGGUCGGACGCAACAGCAGCAAACCCUCAAUCAGCAGCAGCAGCAGCAGCAGCAGCUGCAGCAGCAGCAAGAUGACUUCAGCUGCGACCUGCUGAGUGCUGCUCGGGGCGAGUGCAGCUCUCCCUUCGCCUCCCAGCAGGCGCGGCACCAGCUGUAUCAGCAGCAGCAGCAGCAGCUGCUGCAGCAGCAGCAGCAGCAGCAGCAGCUGCUGCUCGGCCCCCACAGCAGCUAUGCCUCCAGCUUCCAGCCACUGCAAAGUGGAAUGGGCCCUAGAGGAGUUGCUGGCUGCGACAGCACUUGCUGCAGAGAAGGCUACUACUGCUCGCUCACUGCUGGGGGCUGCACUCCCCAGAGGCGGCUGGGCGAGGCUUGCGAAGGCACAGCAGAGCUGGAGUGUCGCUGGGGGGCUAUUUGUCUCUCUGGGCUUUGCAGGCCCCCCUUUUCUGUGUUGCCUGCUGCUGCUGCUGCUGCUGCUGCUGCAGCAAGCGGCGCCCCCGCAGCAGAAGAAGCGGCAGCAGCAGAGCCCGCAGCAGCAGCAGCAGCAGCAGCAGCGGCCAGUGGCCCCGUGACCAUUGGUCCUGCAGUAUCGCCCCUGCACGUGUGCGUCCCCUGGAGCCGGCCGGUGCUGCUGGGGCUGUCCUCUGCUGCUGCCCCGCAGCAGCAGCAGCAGCAGCAGCAGCAGCAGCAGCACGGGGCGCUGCUGCAGGUGGCCUGCGAAGCGCUGGAGGGCCAGCCCUGCACCCAAGACGCGCAGUGCUGGGGCUUUGCUGCUCCUCUGGGCUUCUGCGAAGCUGCUGCUGCUCGCUGCAGAGCAGCAGCAUAUCCCGUGUGUCUGCCGCUGCUGCAGAAGCUGCUGUGGCUGCAGCUGGAGGCCUUCGCGCGCUCCGUGGAGGCCCUGCAGCAGCAGCAGCAGCAGCAGCAGCAGCAGCAGCAGCAGCAGCAGCCGCUCGAAGCCUUGGUGCAGCAGCAGGCCCAGGCCUUCCUCUUCGCCAACAUCCCCCAACCCACGGACUUCGAAACGGGGGCCCCCAGGGGCCCCUGGGGGCCCCUCGGAGUUAACCCCGGAGACCCUUUUUCUCCUGCUGCUCUUCGCCGCGCAGCUGCGGGCCAGCAGGUGGGUUUGCUGCAGGCGGCCUUCUUGUGCUGCUUGAAGUACAAAGAGGGGGGCGAGCAGCAGCAGCAGCAGCAGCAGCAGCAGCAGCAGCAGCAGCAGCAGCAGCAGCAGGAGGCGCUGCUGCAGAUGGUUGACCUCGAGGAAGUUACGGAAGGGAAGGAGUGGGGCAUCCCCUGGGUGCCCAGCCCGCCCGCGCUCGCAGACGAGCCAGAGGCGCCGCAGCAGCAGCAGCAGCAGCAGCAACAGCAGCAUCAGCAGGAGCAACAGCCGCAGCAGCAGCAGCUGCUGCAGCAGCAGCUGCAGCAGCAACAGCAGCACCAACAACAGCAGCAGCUGCUCUUGCUGCAGCAGCAGCAGCAGCAGCUCCUUCUGCAGCAGCAGCAACAGCAGCAGCUGCUGCACCAGCAGCCAGCCCUCCAAAAUCCUGCUGCUGCUCCCCAGCCAUGGCGAACUGGCCCUUCCGCUUCUUCUGCUGCACUUCCCGUCCGCCGGCUGCAGCAGCAGCUCCCCGACGCGCCGCAGCAGCACGACGAGCCGCAGCAGCAGCAGCAGCAGCAGCAGCAGCAGCAGCGGGAAGACGAGCAGCAGCAGCAGCCCGCGCAGGAGCAGCAGCAGCAGCAUCAGCAGCAGGAACAGCAGCAGCAGCAGCAGCCGUCGCUGCUGGUGGACUCCGUGGCCGCUGCUGCCAAGGGCCCCCGGGGCUUCGGAGAAGGCGGAAGUGCCUUCAGCAAGCUGCAGUGCAACUUAGCUGCUGUUGAGUUGCUGCUGUCUUCCUUAGCAGCAGAUUUCGUGCUGCAGCUGCGCCCCACAGGGCUGAACAGGGGGGCUGUGCUGCUGGGCGCAGACGGCCUGGACGCGGUAUUCGACGCUGCUGCAGCAGCGCAGCAGCAGCAGCAGCAGCAGCUGCAGCAGCAGCAGCAGCCGGCGCUUCUCGAGACCCAAACGCUCCUGCGGCUGCAGCACGAAGAACAACAGAGGCAGCAGCAGCUGCUCAUGCAGCAGUAUGCGCUCAGCAGCGCCCAGAGGCAGCAAGACAUGCAGCAGCAGCAGCAGCAGCAGCAGCGGUUUGGGGCAGACACGCAGGCGCAGCAAGGCGCAGCAGCAGGCGGCCUCCUUGCAAAUCCUGCUGCAGCAGCAGCAGCAGCAGCAGCCUUUCAGCCAGCCGCGGCCCCGACCAUCGAUGCAGCCACUGCCGCAGAGCAGCAGUUGUUGCUGCAGCAGCAGCUGCUGCUGCAGCAGCACCAACAGGCCAACUCUUUUCCCCCAACUGCCGGCAGUCCCCAGCAGCAGCUGGCAGAGCCCCUGCAGCAGCAGCAGCAGCAGCAGCAGCAGCAGCAGCAGCAAGCACCGGCAAUGCAGCAGCUUAGGCCCUCUCAAACAGGGCCUGAUAUUGUGCGCAGCGGCGCAGGGCUAGGCAGUUUGCCGCCAGCAGCAGCAGGAACUCAGCAGCAGCAGCAGCAGCAGCAGCAGCAGCAGCAGCAGCAGCAGCUGCAGCAGUGGUCCUCUCGAAACGCUUCUGCUGUCCUGAGAGACACUGAAGCUGAGGCGCUGGGCGACGGCCUGCUGCCAGCUGCUGCAGCAAACCAGCCGAGAGCUGCAGCAGCAGCAAAGCGCAGCACAGCAGAGACUGAGGCAGAGGAUGCAGAGGAAGAAGAGCCAGCAGCAGCACCUGCUGCAGCAGCAGCAGCAACUGCAGCAACAGCAGCAGCCGAAAGGCGUCGCCAGCCAUCUGCUGCUCCUGCUGCUUCAGGCCGCGCGGCCCAUUAUUCCCCAAAUCAGGUAGCCCCAGCUGCUGCUGCUGCAGCUCCUGCUGCUGCUGCAGCUCCUGCUGCUGCUGCAGCACCGACCACUAGGAGAAGCCGAGAGCCAGCAGCAAAUGAGAACUCCUGGCAACGGAGGGCCCCAGAAGCAGCAGCAGCAGGCAGCAGAAUGGCAGCAGCAGAAGGGCCUUUGCUUCCAGAGUUUGAGGACCAAGAUGAGGCUUCAGUGGCUCAGCAGCGCCGCAGUCGAACACGGCAGCAGCAGCAGCAGCAGCUGCUGCAGCAGCAGCAGCAGCAGCUGCAGCAGCAGCUGCAGCAGCGGCAGUCCAGCAAUCGGCAGCAGCAGCGGCGGGUAGCUGCCAGCACCCAAAAUGGCCGCGCCUCCGCCAGCAGCAGCAGCAGCGAAAGUGCUGCGCAGCUCUCUCGUCGCGAGCGUCUGCAGCAGCAGCAGCAGCAGCAGCAAACCAGGCAAGCAACGGCGCAGAGCGGGCGUCGGCAGGACCUGCAGCAGCAGCAGCAGCAGCAGCAGCUGUUGCAGCAGCAGCAGCAGCGGCAGCAGCAGCUCUUGCAGCAGCAGCAGCGGCAGCAGCAGCUGUUGCGCCAGCAGCAGCAGCAGCAGCUGUUGCAGCUGCAGCAGCAGCGGCAGCAGCAGCAGCAGCAGUGGCAGCAGCAGCGGCAGGAGCGUGCGCACCAGCGGACUGCUCUGCCUGCUCCUGGAGCCCCAGCUUCCCCAGCAGCAGCAGCAGCAGCACGAGCAGCAGCAGCAGCAGCAGCACCAGCAGCACCAGCAACAAUAACAAUAAGUGCAACAGGGGCGAUUCACCACCCGGCUAUGCAGCAGCAGCAUCCCUACAGCAGCAGCCUAGCUGUGGGGCCGCAGCAGCAGGCGCUGCUGCUGCUGCAGCCCCACCCUCACCUGCAGCAGCAGCAGCAGCAGCAGCAGCAGCACUACGUCAUCACUGCAGCGCCGCAAAUGUACGCCCUGCAGGCCAGCAGCCCCCCUGCUGUUUGGCAGCAGCGAAGGGCCCAGACGCAGCCAGCUGCUGCUGCUGCUGCUGCUGCUGCUGCUGCUGCAGCCCCUGGAGGCCCCCCUGGAUUCGUUUCGGAGGAGGGGGGGGCCCCUGGAGCUGCUGCUGCUGAGCCCGACUCUGCUGCUGCUGCUGCACCCGAUGCUGCUGCUGCUGCUGCUGCUGCUGCUGCUGCCCGGCGCCGCCUCGCAGAGCAAGAAGGCGAAAGCGCAGCAGCAGACUCGCCAGUCGUGCUGCUGGUAAGAGUGAAAGCAGCAGCAAACCAACUGCUGCUGCAGGACCCGCAGCAGCAGCAGUUCUUCCGGACAGGACUCUUGACGGUGCUGCAGCAGCAAGCAGCAUGGAGGGCCCCCUUUGACUCUGUGGCAGUGCAGCUGCUGCAGCUCAGCGCAGCAAAAGACAAAUUGAAUUUAAUUCUUGCUGCUGCAGCAGACAGCAGCAGCAGCGCAGCAGCUCACAGGGUCACCUGCGCCCUUGCCGAGGCCCUUGCUGCUCCUCCAGUCCACGCAAUGUUUAAGGCGUGGGGCGCCAGCGGCCCCGUGGAAAUCUACGGGGCCCCCGAAGUUGGCAGCUGCUUGUGGGCCCCCAAGAGGGGCCCCCUGGAGUGGCUGCUGCUGGAAGUGACUCCGCAGCUAAGUUCUUUAGAAGAAGAGUUUGCUGCUGCAGCACAAGACGUUUACCUGCGCAUGCACCUCGAGGGGCUGCAGCUGCAGCAGUGGGGCCAGACCCUGCGGGCCCUGACGCGCUGGCUCGAGCAGCAGCAGCAGCAGCAGCAGCAGCAGCAGCAGCAGCAGCAGCAGCGGCAGCAGCAGCAGGAGCUGCAGGACUUGCUCGCGGAGCUGCUGUCGCUCUUCGGAGCAGCAGAGUCCCGCAAGCUGCUGCAGGAGGUCUCGAAGGCGGGGGCCCCCGUGGCGCGGCCGUCCGUGCUGCUGCUGCUGCUGCUGCAGCUGCAGCAGAUGAUGCAGCAGCAAGACCCCGCCCCAGGGGCCCCCACCUACAAAAUGGCAGCAGCAGCAGCAGCAAAACUCUCCCCGCUGCUGCUGCGCGCCACUCAACGCAGCCUCCAAAGGGCCCUUCCCCAGGCGGGGCCCUUGGAGGUGGUGGGUUUGCAUGCGACAGAAACCUCGCUGUUCGUCAGCCUGCUGGGGGGGCCGUCGCUGGAAGCUGAGGUGUACAGACACCUCAGCGCCACCCAAGCAGCUUUUGCUGCUGCUCAGCCAGACAUUGAUUUGCUGCUGCCUCCCACUUCUUUCUUUUCUUGUUUGCUGCCCAACGAGCUCCAACUCGCUGUUCUGAAGCCAGUUCUGUUUGCCGCGUCGCUGCAGCUCCAGCAGCUGCAACAGCAGCAGCAGAUGCAGCAGCAGCAGCAGCAGCUGCUGCUGCUGCUGCUGCAGUGCAUCUGUGUCCUUAAUGCAGAACUAAUUAGAGCCUGUUAUGGUUUUGCUGCAGACACAACAGCAGCAGAUGAAAGCUUAGCAGAACCUGCCAGCCCCCAAGUCAUUCACUUUCUCUUCAACAAGCAGCUGCUGCUCAACUCCUUGCAGCAGCAGCAGCAGCAGCAGCAGCAGCAGCAGCAGCAGCAGCAGCAGCAGCUUGAAUACGACGACCGGCGCGACGCCCCCGACCGGCAGCAGCAGCAGCAGCAGCCCGACCCCCAGCAGCAGCAGCAGCAGCAGCAGCAGCAGCAGCAGCAGCAGCAGGAAGAAGAGGAGGAGCUGGAGGAGGAGGAAGCAGCACUGGAGGAAGCAGCAGUUUUGCUGCUGGACUUUCUGUGGAAAGUCUGCGGGGGAAAUUUGCUGCUGCAGCAAAGCGGCAGCAGAAACUCCAAAAGCCUCGCAGCCUUUUCUUUCCGCGCCGAGCCAGCCCCUGGCACUUCAAAAGAAGAAAUGGAAAAAAUGAAAAAAAGAAUUUUGCAGUUGGCGGUGUUGCCGGAGUCUGAGGUGUACAGACACCUGCCCUACGGCUCCCUCGUGCGCUUCGCCUUCGGGAAGCAGCAGCAGCUCGCGGCGCAGCAGCAGCAGCAACUUGCGGCGCAGCAGCAGCAGCAGCUAGCGGCGCAGCAGCAGCAGACCCAGCAGCAGCUAGCAGCUGGGUAA